This is a messenger RNA of Pseudophryne corroboree (corroboree frog), 7701 nucleotides long. It is a transcript of the gene PRKG1, whose product is annotated as protein kinase cGMP-dependent 1. Gene Ontology annotation, molecular function: ATP binding; cGMP-dependent protein kinase activity. Gene Ontology annotation, biological process: protein phosphorylation. The record is from RefSeq and is a predicted model, not a curated record. The coding region runs from base 857 to 2986 and encodes 709 amino acids. Lineage: Eukaryota; Metazoa; Chordata; Amphibia; Anura; Myobatrachidae. The transcript is spliced from 20 exons.
GUACAGGCAGAGAGUGAAGCACUGCGAAAGACAUGCCUGCUCUCCAGCACUCUCCUCCAGUCUCUAUACUCCAGAGCGCAGAGGAUCAGCUCCUGCAGACGUCCCUUUUCUGCCUGUCAGUUGCUCCUUCUGAGCCUCUUUCUCUCCUUUGCUUGAUAUCCCAGCCCUGACGCAGAUAGAUCGAAAUCACCCUUUACUACAGCCCAGCUCGCUGUAAUAAUUGUGUCUCUGACAGAGGGAGGGAUUUUAUCCCCCAGUUUGUGAUAAUGCAUGCAAAUGUUCCCUGGUUCCGCUUCUGACUGCUGCCACACACUAUAACAAUCACAUCAUCCAGGAGUGGAGACUUUCUAGGACCUCCGAGUGGUGACCUGUGUACUGAUUCCCUGGAGCGCUGAGGAAUUUCCUUGGCGAAAGGCACAAAGAAGGCAUCUGUUUACGAUUGGAAAGGUGGAUCUUGCUCAGCAUUUGACAGCAACAGGGACCUCCUCGUUGGAUCUAAGUGUAAAGACCUCAGAAGGCUGGUGUGACGUGAGCCACUCCAACAGAGGGGGGUUGAGGACCUGCUCAUGAUUUUAAUGCACGACGGAUACAAAUACCUAAAUUUCUCUGAGAGAGACCUGGAAGUUGUAUAAGGGAGCCAGCUUAGGGACCCUGAAGGGAGACUUCUCGUGGGGAUCAGUGGGACCUUGUUAUCACACGUCUAGGUGAAUUGGACGCUCAAGUGAGGAUCAGGAUCUGUUGUUGGGAAAUAAAGUUGGAGAAAGUAGGAAGUGGCUGAUCCUGCACUGGGGGGGUUGGAGUGACCGUGAAGACGACGAAGGGAGAAGGAAAGGCAGCAGGAGCCCCUGCCGGGAAUAUGGGCACUUUGCGGGACUUGCAGUACGCUUUGCAGGAGAAGAUCGAGGAGCUCAGGCAGAGGGAUGCUCUUAUAGAUGAGCUAGAGCUGGAGUUAGACCAGAAGGACGAGCUCAUUCAGAAAUUGCAAAAUGAGCUGGAUAAGUAUCGAUCUGUAAUUAAACCGGCCACCCAGCAAGCUCACAAACAAACUACCAACACCUUAGGGGAGCAGAGGACCAAGCGGCAGGCUAUUUCAGCCGAGCCAACUGCUUUUGACAUCCAGGAUCUCAGCCAUGUCACUCUUCCUUUCUACCCCAAGAGCCCACAGUCCAAGGAUUUAAUUAAAGAAGCGAUCCUCGACAAUGACUUCAUGAAGAACCUAGAGAUUUCCCAGAUCCAAGAGAUAGUGGAUUGUAUGUAUCCUGUUGAAUAUGGCAAAGACAGCUGUAUCAUCAAGGAAGGGGACGUGGGGUCACUGGUCUAUGUCAUGGAAGAUGGCAAGGUAGAAGUCACAAAAGAAAGUGUGAAGCUAUGCACCAUGGGACCAGGGAAAGUAUUUGGAGAACUUGCUAUUCUGUACAACUGCACCCGCACAGCAACCGUCAAAACUCUUGUGAAUGUGAAGCUAUGGGCAAUCGAUCGACAAUGUUUUCAAACUAUAAUGAUGCGGACAGGGCUAAUCAAGCACACAGAAUAUAUGGAGUUUUUAAGAAGCGUACCAACAUUCCAGAGCCUUCCUGAAGAAAUAGUUAGUAAACUUGCUGAUGUACUUGAAGAGACUCACUAUGAAUGUGGAGACUACAUCAUCAGACAGGGUGCUCGAGGGGACACUUUCUUCAUCAUCAGCAAAGGGAUGGUGAAUGUUACCAGAGAAGAUAACCCGAACGAAGAUCCAAUAUUUCUCCGCACUUUAGGAAAAGGUGACUGGUUUGGAGAGAAAGCUCUUCAGGGGGAAGAUGUACGGACGGCAAAUGUAAUUGCUGCAGAGGCUGUGACUUGUCUUGUCAUCGACAGAGAUUCUUUCAAGCAUUUGAUUGGAGGUUUAGACGAUGUUUCUAACAAGGCAUAUGAAGACGCUGAGGCUAAGGCAAAAUAUGAAGCAGAGGCAGCGUUCUACGGCAAUCUCAAGCUAACAGAUUUCAACAUCAUUGAUACGCUUGGUGUUGGGGGAUUUGGCAGAGUGGAGCUGGUGCAGUUGAAAAGUGAGGAAUCAAAAACAUUUGCAAUGAAGAUCCUCAAAAAGCGUCACAUAGUAGACACCAGGCAGCAGGAGCACAUUCGAUCUGAAAAGCAAAUAAUGCAGGGGGCGCACUCUGACUUCAUUGUAAGGUUAUACAGAACAUUCAAGGACAGCAAGUAUCUAUAUAUGCUGAUGGAAGCCUGUCUGGGUGGUGAGCUUUGGACUAUUCUCAGGGACAGCAAAGCAACACCAGGAGUAACUCAAACUGUCUAUAACAAAGCAACACCAGGAGUAACUCAAACUGUGUAUAAAGGCUCAUUUGAAGAUUCUACAACGAGGUUUUAUACGGCUUGUGUAGUAGAGGCCUUUGCUUAUCUGCAUUCCAAAGGGAUUAUUUAUAGGGACCUCAAACCAGAGAACCUUAUUUUGGAUCAUCGAGGUUAUGCAAAGCUGGUUGACUUUGGCUUUGCAAAGAAAAUAGGCUUUGGUAAGAAAACAUGGACUUUUUGCGGAACCCCUGAAUAUGUAGCUCCAGAGAUCAUCUUGAACAAAGGUCACGACAUUUCAGCAGACUACUGGUCACUGGGAAUCUUAAUGUAUGAACUCCUGACUGGCAGCCCCCCAUUCUCAGGUCCAGACCCUAUGAAGACUUAUAACAUUAUACUGAGAGGAAUUGACAUGAUUGAGUUUCCAAAGAAGAUUACCAAAAAUGCUGCUAAUCUAAUAAAAAAACUAUGCAGGGACAAUCCCUCAGAAAGGUUAGGAAACUUGAAAAAUGGAGUGAAAGACAUCCAAAAGCACAAAUGGUUUGAAGGCUUUAAUUGGGAAGGUUUAAGAAAAGGUACUCUGACACCUCCUAUAAUACCAAGUGUAGCAUCACCGACGGACACAAGCAAUUUUGACAGUUUUCCAGAAGACAACGACGAUCCUCCGCCUGAUGACAACUCAGGAUGGGACAUUGACUUUUAAUGCAUUUUUCUUACCUGCUUCUGCCUUGCUGAAGACAGCUUUCCUGAAACAUGGCUGCCUAGAGAACAAAAGAAGGAAUUAGGGAAGAUUAAUGCUCGGGGUCACCAUGAUGCCUUGAUUGAUGCUGCUAUAGUAACUACAGUGGCAUUAGGACUUAUUGCUUAGUUCACAAUAACCCUCUUUAACAUAUUUUAUGUUAUGACCUUUAAAUAGCAGUUGACAUGGUGGUCCUGAAGCAACGCCUCUCAUUCAGAAAAAAUAAAAUAAAAAUACAUGCAUUCUAUUAUAGCAGAGAUCACAGUUAACCUUUGGAACAGUAUAGAGUAAAAUGUAUGACAAAUGUACAUAUUUUGUAGCUAGCACUAUCCAUAGGAAGGAAUAAUUUAUUUUGGUUCAGCCGUCCACGGAUGGUAGGGAUGCCUCAGUCUUUAGAAGACUAAUGUGUAAUGCUGCCUCUCUAGCCCUAGUAUUACAGCUCUCACCAUCCUCUGGCUGGCUGGGGCCGAUGGGAGUAGUAAGUCAGCAGCAGCUUUAGAGUCAGAAUUGCAUGUUCCUCCUUUAAAGUACUUAAAUCAAUGGCUUAACUGCAGGUCAGAGAAAAUAAUAGAGGGAAAUAUUUAUUAAUGUUUUACCCUAGUUGCGUCCUGCUGAAAACAAUCCUUUCUUUUCUUUCAAACAAAAUGUGGCAAAUUUAUUAACUUGCACCCAUUACCCCCAUAGAACGGAUGCUGACAUUUUUCUGGCUGAGCAAUAUUCACGAGAAUGCAGCCAACUAACUGGUUUAGUAGUAACUAAAGGCAUCUCUGAGGUAUGAGGUACUCUGUGCCUCAUUCACAUCACAAGUUCAUAGUAAAUGAUCAUGCAGUAUUCAGAAUAUUAGUUCAGCCCACAAAAAAAGCCUGGCACCUCUGUGUUGUAGGCAAUGGGUGCACCCAGGGCUGCCGAGAGGAUGCUGUGGCUCUAGUGCAGCAACUUCUCACCCAUGCCGCCAUCCCGCAUAAUAAGGGUGUGUGAUCGUGUGGACCAAUAGGAAGCCGUAAACUCUCUGCUGUUGGUCUGUGCAGUAAUCUGUCCUUUUGAUUUGGCUCUGCAGCUCCCUAAGUUGGGUGGAACCAAAACUAUGGGCCCCAUACUGCUCUGGGUUUCGGCCACCCCUUUUACAAUGGGCCACUGCAGCCGGUCCCCAAGGCAGGUCUGGCUCCAGGUGUUUGUACCUCUCCCCUCUUGGUGGCUCUGGGUUCACUGUGAUAUACUGUAUAUGGUACAAGUUUUCCCAAUAAAGUAACGAACAGGAUUUUGGUUACAUUCUACUCAUUGUGAGGACCACAAUCAUUUGGUCAUUAUGUGUUCAUGUCAAAUCAAUUCUUGAAGUUGUGUUUUUUUUUACUUGUGUUCAUGACCAGACUGAAUGUUAACCUCUCUCUUUUGUUAGAUUUUUAAAAAUUCUAAUAAUAAAAAGCACAACUGUUGCAUUUGCUGUUGAUAAUGAAAGGUAUCAAUUCAUUUGUCCAUCUUCAUCUACGGUUCUGAAUGUAGUUAGUUAGGAGCUGUACCAUACAUUUGUGCUCUAGACGGAAGUGACAAAGGUUUUCAAGUCAUCAUGGGCUACAAAAUGUGACUUUGGGAACUUACACCUAUUUCAAGAAAUGAAUAGAGAUCGGAUAGGACAACUACUACUUUUCCUAGUCAGUAAACUGCAGCUGCCAAUGUGCUCAGAGGUUAAUUGAGGAUGAAAAAAAUCUGAAGCUGAAGGGUCACUAUCAUGAAAAACUGGUAAUGUUUUCAGUUGUAAAUUUUGCAACCUAGCCUGGUGUCCUGUUAUUGGUGCUACAGACAUAGCAGUCCCAUCCUGCGCCCCCUGAAGAUGCUGCACCACCCUAUCCUGCCCCCACUAUGCCCUGCCCCCUCUCUACUUACUGCUCCAUCCCACCCCGCCCCCUUUAUACUGAUUUGUCCUGUCCUGCCCUCUGAUCUUUCACGCCCCAUACUUACCCCAUUCCUGGCAGCCUAUCUGACUAAGUCAGGGUGUGUGUCAUGCCCCCACUGGCUGCCACUGCUACAGCAAUGUGCCAUUCCACCCGCCACCCAUCUAUGCCAUCCCCACCAACCCCCCCCACCCCCACCCCCUGCAUACUGUGCUGACCUGGUAACCACAAAGUCUGCAACUCUGAAAUAUUUAAAUUUAUAUAUACAGUAUAUAUUUACAUAUAUACAUAUAAGAAACUGCUAAACAGUGUCUGUUAGACGAUGUGGCCUCACUCAGGAUACCUAGGCUUUGGACAUCGGCCUAAAAUGACCUGAAAGGUUGCAGAAAUAACAAUGACGUAUAUACUGGGUUCAGUGUACCUUUCAUAGUAUUACAGUAUCUUUAAACAUGAAACACCGUUUUGAUGAUAGUGUCCCUUUAAGAAGCAUUAUAGCCAAGAAGCUAGUGAUCUUGUCAAGGACUUAAUUUAGUUCUCAAAAGGAAACCUCUUACCGUAUAUGACAGACAGCAGUCCGUUGUGUCUUGUGGGAGUAGAGCGCUGUGAUGCAUACACUAAAAAGGGCAUUUAAAUGAGGUUGAGGUUCAUGUAAUACACGUUCUCCUAAAUGAUAUCAGUCAGUGUCAGAUAAGCUCUCUUCACUUUUUUUUAUAGGUGCUAUGUAUAUACUUGAUCUGAUACAUGUGUAUAGCUCAAUCAGCAAUCCUUAUAUGUGUGAAAAGCAUUUUUAAUGAGUAUCCCAAAGCUCAAAUCUGUGAUAAUAAUAAAUAAAUUGCCUGGCUUAUCUCCAAUAGUUAAGGCAAUACAGAUCUGUUUUACUGCAAGUUCCCACAAAAUAAGCUAGAUAACAUGGGUUCUAGCAAUGUACCAAUCACUUGGUAAUUUUAUAUACAGGUAUCUACUGUUAAAUUCUGACACAUAACCAAGUAGACUAGUAUAACAUAUAUUGUGAAUUCCCAGAAUUGUAACAUCAAUCAGUUCUGUUCUACUCUUGGCCACCUAAAGUUUUAUGUACAGCAACCCAAGUGUAUUUAGAGUCAGUAUGUAGCAAUAAACCAAGGUGAGCAAGAUAACUAGUCUAUUAAUGGAAAUGCUGACAGUGUAUGUGUAAUAUGAUAAAUGUAUACUAUAGAAAGGUGAGUCUAAUUAUACACAUGCCCAGUGCAAAGAUAAAUGCCCUGCUGAAAUAAUAUUGUUCGGUCUUGAAGCAUCAUACUAUAUAUGUCCAAUAAGAACAUAGACAGAACUGUAUAUACUGUAUACUGUAACUACCUCUGUUGUAGGGGAUAGCUACUUUUAUCAAUGUGGCAUAUGGCGAUUGUUAAGGUAGAACGGCAUACAUGAUAUGAACUAUCUAAUGGUACGGUUGCCACUGUACUUCCUAGCUCUAGAGCACCCUUCCCUUGAAAUCCUCCCACUGUAAUCUAUCCAAAGACUGGAGCACCAUUUUACUGUAGAUUUUGUAAUCUUUACAAAGCAGAUUUAAUUUGCUUUGUUAUUGGCACAGCCUAAAUAUUUAGGUUUAAUGUUAAGUUUCAGGACAAACAUUUUCAUGCAACUCUUCUCACGUCAUGUUGGACUUGCAUUGCAGCUCCCUCUAGUGGCAAAGAGUUGAGGAAAUGGCACACUGAUAAUUCUUCCAUUUGGAUAUCAGGCUAUAGAUAGUAAGAAAUAAACAAAAAUAACAUCAUUUCCAUCAUUUACCAUCAUUACUCAUAUUAUUUCAUCGGUGUCAUGUCUAGUGAUUAUGUCUGAGUUCAAAUUUGUGGGCACUUUCAUUAUUCCAUAGGUUUCACCUAUAGCUUAGCUUGGGGAAACCAUGAAAAUGUAUAUGAGCACAUUAAACAACUGUAUAAAGGAGGGAGGUGGGCUAUUGGGUAGGCAAUAUGAAAUAGUAUACGUAGAAAACUCAUUGGUGACAUACACACUACUGUAAGCUAUGUGACAAGAUUUACAAUAUAUCAUAGUAAUAUUUUACAUGUCAUUUUAUUCAUGAAAGCUACAGUAUCAUUCUCUGACUGUGAGCUGUUCACCUAUUUUCUGUGUUCCAAGCAUGUCUGGAUUGGAGUGUAUAUGUACUCAUUACAAUGCAUUAGCUGUUCUUGUAGGACUCCUGGCUAACACAGUAUUGGUGUGACUAUAGAUAUUUUUGUGUUACUAUUUUGUAAGAUAUGCAUAGUCGUUCUCUUUUUAAGUAGUCAUCCAGAACAUUCUCAUCAAUUUCUUAUUUGUAACGUGCAGUGUUUUUUUAGGUACUGGUGGGCAAAAAUUAUUGUCAGUAUUAGUGAGCUGCUGUACCCUGUCCUCUCAUUUGUUCCAUCGUCCUGAACCUCAGAACCUGAUGAUUUUGGCAUUGUUACAAGUGCCUUAAACUCAUGGCAUCUUCUAAUAACCGUUUGGUGUUAUGCUGCAUGGCUAAGACAAACACACCUCAAACUGUUGUCCUUUCUUAGCUUGCUAUGUUUUACAGUCCUUUCUGCUGACAAUUUCUACGCCUUUAUUAUAUAUUGAUAAAAUACAGAAAUGAUGACGUUGUUCUAAUGAUUUCUGUUCAUUGUACUGGAGCUGUGUGUCUGUUAAUGAGAUGCAGCAUCAUUUCUGUGAAAUGUAUAAAUGUAUGCGCGGGUCUAAUUAAUAUAUGGCAUACUAUCAGUCUGUAUACAGGUAUUACUGUUUUGCUAAGGUGCAAGUAGGAACUAUGACGUUACAAUAAAUAUCUGCUCUACACUA